UAUUUAUUCUUUUGUUUUUGUUGAGAGCAUGGAAAUCAAACGUUAAUAGAUUCUUCCUACAGAAAGGUGUGGGGAUUUGAUAAAUAGAAAAUGCUGACGUUGUGUUAUGUAACUUGAUUCAUGUUGAGAACCCCCUCAUUUUCACCAGAAGUUUUACCCCAGUGCUUACGCAGCAGAGUUAUGUGGUUAGGAUGACGUUGCUGUGUAAACAAAGAUAUGGUUAAAGUUCAUCCUCCUGGGCAAGGUUUUCAGCAUUUGUUCCACUGGAGGAGAUUCAGAAUGACCCAUCUGUUGAAGACGGCCGUGGCAAUACACCUCAGGAGAGGAUUCUCAACAUGUCAGAGCACAUGGUGCAGAAGUGACGGUCACUUCAAAGUCCAUCCUUCAGUUUUACAAGCACUGGCAGAGAAAAAGCCAGUGGUUGCUCUUGAAAGCACCAUAAUUACCCAUGGCAUGCCCUACCCUAAGAACCUGAGUACAGCAAAACAGGUGGAGUCAAUUGUCCGAGCAGAAGGAGCCACUCCAGCCACGGUUGGAGUGAUCGAGGGCAACGUCCAUGUUGGUCUGUCACCAGAGGAGCUGGACCACCUGGCCAAGAGCAAGGGCUCCCUGAAGGUGUCUCGUCGUGAUCUUCCAUACGUCAUCAGCAAAGGUCUGUCUGGAGGAACCACAGUGUCAGCGACUAUGAUAGCAGCCCAUCGAGCGGGCAUCCCUGUCUUCGUCACUGGUGGCAUUGGAGGAGUUCACAGAUAUGGAGAGAACACUCUGGACAUCAGUGCCGAUCUGACAGAACUGGGCAGAACUCCCAUCGCUGUGAUCUCCGCUGGGGUGAAAUCGAUUCUUGACAUUGGACGUACCCUCGAAUUCCUGGAGACACAAGGUGUCUGUGUAGCCACUUAUGGAAAGUCGAAAAGUUUCCCUGCCUUCUUCUCUCCUCGAAGUGAAUUUACUUCCUCGUGCCAAGUUGCGAAUCCUACGGAAGCUGCAAAACUCAUUGGCAGUGUUUUGUCGCUGGGUCUUCAAAGCGGCGUUCUCAUAGCAGUGCCCAUCCCGGAGGAGCAUGCAGCUGCAGGCCAGCAGAUUGAAGAAGCCAUUCACGCUGCAGUGACUGAGGCCAAUGCUAAAGGUAUCACAGGAAGAGAUGUGACGCCAUUCAUUCUUCAGAGGGUCAGUGAAAUGACUGAAGGAAAGUCCCUGCAAGCCAACAUCGCUCUUAUUCAUAACAAUGCCAGAGUUGGAAGUCAGGUGGCGUGUGCCCUCUCUCAACAGGCGCGAGAGAAAAAGUUGAGAGACCAAAACCAUUCCGGAAAAAAACAGUCAUCAAAAACAGAGGCCAAUGUUGUUGUGGUUGGUGGAAUAAAUGUCGAUUUUAUUGCCAAGGCGAAAACAAAAACACACUUUGGACAGACCAACCAAGGAAGCGUCUCUCAGUCGUUUGGUGGUGUAGGACGGAACGUUGCAGACUGUCUGAGUCGAUUAGGCCACAGACCUCUGCUUAUUUCUGCCGUUGGGGAUGAUUCGAAUGGUGAUGCAGUAUUUAACCACUGUAAACAUAUGAACACCAGUGGGGUUGCCAGAUUGGAAGAACAAAAAACAGCGACCUACUGUGUUGUUAUUGCUGAGACUGGAGAGAUGAGUCUUGGAUUGGGAGAUAUGGAUAUUCACCAACAAAUCACACAGCAGUAUGUGUCACAGUUUGAAAAGCAAAUUUCGUCAGCAACACUUGUGUGUCUUGAUGGAAACAUCCCCAUCUCCACCAUAGACUAUGUCUGUCAUUUGGCCAAAAAGCACAACGUUAAUGUGUGGUAUGAGCCGACUGGUACCGAUAAAGCUUGUAAGCCCUUCCUGUCAGAUGCCUGGAAGUCUCUCAGCUAUUCCUCCCCAAACUUGGCAGAGUUGUGCACCAUGAACAGAACCCUGGGGAUCCAAACACCUGAAGUGUUGCCAUGUUCUGUGGAGGAGAUGCUGAAUUUUGCUGUGACUCUCUCACUCCCCCUUCUGGAGCACAUUCACUGUCUGGUGGUAACUCUCGGGGCUAAUGGUGUGCUGCUCUGUGGGGAGCAGGAUGCAGGCUCAGUCAACCUACAGCCAAGACAACAUAGGAGGUCUUCCCAGAGCAGACAUUUGUGUGCUGUACACUACCCGGCACUGAGUGUGACUGCAGCAGAGACGGUAAAUGUGUCAGGAGCAGGAGACAGUCUUGCAGGAGCUAUGAUGGCAGGGAUUCUUCGGCACAGAGACACAGACAGCUGUGUUCGGAUGGGACUCUUGGCUGCGAUGAUGUCACUGGCGUCGCCUCAUCCCAUUUCUCCUGUUCUCACCUUAGACUCUAUUGAUCCUAACAAAGUCCAGAAUGUGAGCUGGAUGAAACCAAAUUACAGGUGUAUAGAUUAGAUACAUUUUAACAUUAAACCUUUUAACUUAAGGCAUUAGGUAUGGUUUUUAGGUCUAUACUGUUUUAAACUGAAUUUAUGGCAUUAUAUGAGUUACUAUGCUCAUUACAAAACUGCGUCACACUGCAAAUGGAAGUAAAUUGAUUUCUU
Messenger RNA from Cynoglossus semilaevis (tongue sole), 2543 nucleotides. RefSeq names its product pseudouridine-5'-phosphate glycosidase. The coding region runs from base 217 to 2394 and encodes 725 amino acids. Lineage: Eukaryota; Metazoa; Chordata; Actinopteri; Pleuronectiformes; Cynoglossidae. Gene Ontology annotation, molecular function: kinase activity; hydrolase activity, acting on glycosyl bonds; pseudouridylate synthase activity. The transcript has 19 exons. Gene Ontology annotation, cellular component: cytoplasm. The record is from RefSeq and is a predicted model, not a curated record.